Asterias rubens (European starfish) is the source of this 6086-nucleotide messenger RNA. Its product is annotated as A disintegrin and metalloproteinase with thrombospondin motifs adt-1-like. Gene Ontology annotation, molecular function: metalloendopeptidase activity. NCBI's taxonomy places the organism in Eukaryota, Metazoa, Echinodermata, Asteroidea, Forcipulatida, Asteriidae. Gene Ontology annotation, biological process: proteolysis; extracellular matrix organization. The transcript is spliced from 36 exons. Gene Ontology annotation, cellular component: extracellular matrix. The coding region runs from base 171 to 5336 and encodes 1721 amino acids. The record is from RefSeq and is a predicted model, not a curated record.
CGGAGACGUGUUAUACCCUGCUGGCUGGGGUAGUCAUAAACACUGUAUAUUAUACACCAUUGUUUUUUUAGUAGUCAACAUCUAGAUUUUAGUAUUAGUAUUUCUUAUUGUAAAGUUGUAUUUAUUUGCAACUGACGUUUCGUCAAAGGUGUCAUCAGAACAUCGAGACGAUGAUGUAUCUCUCAGGAAUAGUAAUCUUCGUGACGGUACUUGCGGGUACAAACGUCAACGCACGAUAUGUGGACCCCGCAGUUCUGACAUUGGAUGAUGCCAAAUAUUACAUGGACACCAACCAUGCCGCCGAAGCUCAGGAGUUCGAGGUUGUCAGCCCAUGGGAAGUCGAAAGCAAAAGGAAGCGACGAGGAGCAGAUUCUCCAGUCGACAUUUCUGAAUAUAAGUUCAAUGCUUUUGGUGAAGAAUUUCAUCUUCAACUUACAACAAAUCAACUCCUCACCAGACAAGGUCUCAAAGUCGAAUAUGUCAGCGAGGAUGGAAGUGUUGAAGAGCGACCUCUGUCGACAGAACAAGAGACUUGUUAUAAAUUUGGACAAGUCCUUUCACACAAAGGACGCAGUCGGGUUGCAGUCAGCACUUGUAACAACGGUGUGUCUGGUAUGGUGAAGCUAGAAGGAUUUGAACUCUUCAUUCAGAAGCUAUCUGAUAAUCACACUCAAUCCGUUCAACGUAAGAGAAGAGACCUCAGUAAUCCACAUAUUGUAUACAGACGAUCGGCUGAGUCCGAUGAUGUGACUGCCAAUUCGACCAAUAGUGCCUCGGCUGAUCAUUACUGUGCUUUGGAUUUUGAUGCCUACCAUUAUGCAAGUACCCACAUGGCAAUGAAUCAAUCAAUGACCGAAACUGAACAUACGGAGGCGCACGAUGAUGAAGAUUCAGAAGGAGCUAGGAGAAGGAGGAAAAGAGCUGCUACUUGUCCUAACGGUACCCCUGUUGGAGCUAGAACUCUUGAACUGAUGAUUGUAGUCGACUCUUCAUUGAAUGAGUUUCAUCGAGGAGUAAGAGAUGUUCAGGACUACACUCUCACGCUCAUGAACACAGUUGCCAGUAACUACCAGCAUGAAUCUCUUGGCAUUCCUUUGACAAUUAAGAUUGUUCGACUCGUCGUACUCAACAGCGACUUUACUGCAUACAACGGUGGGACUUUAUCUGUAAGUAGAGAUGGUGGAGCAACACUUGAAAGUUUCUGUCAAUACCAACAUGCUGUCAACGCACCGGGAGAUGACGACCCACUUCACUAUGAUAAUGCCUUGCUCCUCUCAAGAUACGACUUAGAGUUAAAUGGCAAUACCAACCUACUUGGAAUUGCUCAGUUUAGUGGGACGUGUUCUGGCCGAUUUGCUUGCGGUCUGGUGGAGGAAAAUGGAUUUGGAUCUGGUCUAAUCGCGACUCAUGAGUUGGGACAUAAUUUGGGUAUGGAGCAUGAUGGUACUGGUUCAAAUUGUGAGGACGGUAUGAACAUCAUGUCAUCAUUUCGUUCAAAUGGACCUGAAUCCUUCAUAUGGUCAACUUGUAGCCAAGAGCAAUAUAGUUCUUUCCUCUGUUCGAAUAGUUUCUUUGGAGGUUCGUGUUUGAAUGAUGACCAAGGAGUUUCUACCUUUCCUAUUGAUGAAACUGAAAUGCCUGGACUCACCUCUAUGUAUAACGCUGAUGGACAGUGUCGUCUUAUCAGAGGGGACUUUGUAGGAAUUUGCACCAGUCAUACUGAUGUAUGUGGUCAUUUGGCAUGUAGAUUCGCUGAUGACAGGUGUGCUGGUACUGGGGUAGCCGCUGUGGAUGGAACUGACUGUGGAAGUGGUCAGCGAUGCUACAAAGGUAACUGCAUAACUUCAUCUGAGACUCCCGAUGUACUACCUCCAACCGGUGUCGUUAUAAAUGGUGGAUGGUCAAACUGGACACCCUUUGGACAAUGCUCUCUUACGUGCGGUCUAGGUUUAUGGACACGAACAAGGCAGUGUAAUAACCCAGUUCCACAGAAUGGAGGUCAACAGUGUGCUGGAAGUUCCUCUGAUACACAGACAUGUUUUCUACAGGCAUGUUUAACUGUUGUGAAUGGAGGCUGGACACAAUGGCAGUUUGGACCCUGCUCAAGAACGUGCGGCGGUGGACAACAGACUCUUACAAGAACUUGUACAAAUCCUGCUCCUCAAAAUGGUGGUCAAAAUUGUUUUGGUAUGACCAAUGAAAUCGUCACCUGUAAUACUCAGAUUUGCCCUACAGUGGUUCAUGGUGGAUGGAGUGACUGGACAUACAGCGGUUGUUCUAGAACUUGUGGUGGCGGAACUCAAACUCGCUCAAGAACCUGCACAAGUCCAACACCUCAGAACGGUGGUUCACAGUGCUCAGGUAGCAGCUCUGACAACAGCAUCUCAUGCAACACUCAGGUUUGCCCAGUUGUUGUACAUGGAGGAUGGAGCGACUGGACCUACAGUUCUUGUUCUAGAACAUGUGGCGGUGGAACUCAAACUCGUUCAAGAUCAUGUAGCAAUCCUUUUCCACAGAAUGGAGGCUCACAGUGCUCAGGAAAUACGCAAGAUGUUGGUUUGACAUGUAACACUCAAGCUUGCCCAGUUGUUGUACAUGGCGGAUGGACUGACUGGACCUAUAGUGACUGUUCUAGAACGUGUGGUGGCGGAACUCAAACUCGCUCAAGAACCUGCACAAGUCCAACACCCCAGAAUGGUGGAUCACAAUGCUCAGGGAAUAGUUUUAACAGUGGUCUACAAUGCAACACUCAGGCUUGCCCAGUUGUUGUACAUGGCGGAUGGACUGACUGGACCUAUAGUGACUGUUCUAGAACGUGUGGUGGCGGAACUCAAACUCGCUCAAGAACCUGCACAAGUCCAACACCCCAGAAUGGUGGAUCACAAUGCUCAGGGAAUAGUUUUAACAGUGGUCUACAAUGCAACACUCAGGCUUGCCCAGUUGUUGUACAUGGCGGAUGGACUGACUGGACCUAUAGUGACUGUUCAAGAACGUGUGGUGGCGGAACUCAAACUCGCUCAAGAACCUGCACAAGUCCAACACCCCAGAAUGGUGGAUCACAAUGCUCAGGGAAUAGUUUUAACAGUGGUCUACAAUGCAACACUCAGGCUUGCCCAGUUGUUGUACAUGGCGGAUGGAGUGAUUGGACCUACAGUGCUUGUUCUAGAACAUGUGGUGGCGGAACGCAAACUCGCUCAAGAACCUGCACCAAUCCAUCACCUCAAAAUGGUGGCUCACAAUGUUAUGGUAGUAAUUAUGGAAACGGUUUGGCAUGUAACACUCAAGCCUGUCCAGUUGUUGUACAUGGCGGAUGGAGUGAUUGGACCUACAGUGAUUGUUCUAGAACCUGUGGAAGUGGAACCCAAACUCGCUCUAGAUCCUGCACCAAUCCAACACCUCAAAAUGGUGGAUCACAAUGCUCGGGGAAUAGUUAUGAAAGUAGUUUAGAAUGUAACACCCAGGCUUGCUCCGUUGUUGUCCAUGGUGGAUGGAGUGACUGGACCUUUAGUGAUUGCUCCACAACGUGUGGAGCUGGAACCCAAACUCGCUCAAGAUCCUGCACCAAUCCAACACCUCGAAAUGGUGGAUCACAGUGCUCAGGAAGCAGCUCAGAAGGCUGGAUUCUAUGCAAUACACAUCAGCCCUGCCCAACUGUUGUAGAUGGUGGUUGGAGUGACUGGACCUAUAGUGAUUGUUCUACAACCUGUGGAGCUGGAACUCAAACUCGCUCAAGAAGCUGCACAAACCCAUCACCUCAAGGUGGCGGCUCACAAUGUCCAGGCAGCAACUUUGAAAAUGGAGUAUCAUGCAAUCUACAGAGUUGUAGUAGUGGUACGGCUGGUACUGUAACUGAACAUGGCACUUUUAAUGGAGGACAGUAUUCAGAAUACGUUGAGUUCUUAACGAUUCCUGUUGGCGCUACUUCAGUUCUUGUUACCAAUCACAACUACCUGACUCAUAUGGCCAUCACCGUUGACGACAGUUACGUUCUAGGUUACAUCCAAGAGUUGAAUCUCCCUUCUCACGGUGAGACACGACAGAACUAUCAUGGAAUGCUUAUCAUCUACAACUACUCCAACAUGCUUGAAACCAUCACUAUCUCUGGACCGACAAUAGUAGAACUCAAGAUAGCUGUACAUGUCAUCCUUGACCCUACAGUUUAUGGACAAGAGAAAGCUCUUGCCGACAUUGAAUGGGAGUAUGAGAUUGACUCGCCUACUACGAGUAAUACUGGUUCUUAUCAAUGGAUUGGUACUGCUGGCACCUGUAGCGUCACCUGUGGUUUAGGGGAAACUGUUGACGUAUUGGUUUGUGCUGAGAUGGUCGAUGAUAAUAGAUUCAACUUAGUAGAUGACAUUCAUUGCAGUGGUAUCAGCCAAUCCACACCAAAUGUUUAUACUUGUUACCAAGGCGACUGUCCAGACUUAGACGAGGCACGUUGGUUUGUUGGUUAUUACGACUGUGAAGGGCUGUGUGGACAAGCUUCAGCACCUCGUAGUGUGUUCUGUGUCGCUACGACAGGAGAUCAAAAAGAUCAAGUUGUAGAUGAAGCUCAAUGUGAAGGGGAAGUCAAACCAUCCGAGACUGUCGAGUGUGAGAAUCUACCAUCAUGUCAAUCAGAAUGCAACAAGGUGGUGACAUCAGAAGGUGCUGUUAGUCUGCAUUCCCCGACUGGAGGGGAACUUUGUGGCUAUAGCAUAGUGGCUGAACCCGGUAAAGUCAUAAAUCUACAGAUUGUAGAUUACAACAUCAACUGCCCAGGAGAAGGUCAAUCUCCGGUUUCAUCUGAUGAGAAGUUAGUCAUUAAAGAUUCUUACGCUACAGAAAUCUUUGUGUGUGCCUUACAGCGCGGUGAGACUAUCAUUUCUAGUUCCAACGUCUUACAGAUUGAACAUUCAACGCUGUAUGCUGGUCAUGGAUACCAAAUCAUCUAUAGCUUUGUAGAUGCUGAAACUCCAGCCUCAAGUUGUGAUGCAGUCUUUACAUCCGCCUCUGGUGUUGUUCAAAGUCCGAACUAUCCAAGUGUCUACCCCAGUAAUAGUAUAUGCCAUAUGGAUAUCAUCGCUCCGGCUGAUAUGACCAUUGAACUCAACAUUAAUGCCUUCAACUUGUUCCCGAUAUGUUCCUCUAAGUAUCCAUCCCACUAUGACUAUUUACAGAUACGAUAUUAUGGUGAGGGUCGACAGACGUUGUUAUGUGGUCAACUUUACACCCCAGCAUCUGCAGUCAGUAUCUCAUCAUCUAAUGCUGUCCAUUUAACCUUCAGAAGUGACCGCUUUGCAUCAGCUAGGGGCUUCCAUCUCAGUUACAGUUUUGUUCCAAAAAAUACCCUCUAGCAAGAAAUCAUUUAUAAUUACUAAGAAAUGACAAGAUUUGAAUAGAUUUCAAAUCCCACAAAUUGAAAUAUGUAACUAGAGUCUAAAUAUCUCCUUAUGCAACUUUUGUUUAAACUUGUAUUUUUUGGGGGUGAAACCCUAAUAUAAAUAAACCCAGUCAGUUUUCCUUGUAUUCUGUUACUUGGUUUGUAGUUUGUGUAAACUUUUUGUAACUAAUUAGUACCCUUGUAACCUUUUUUUACAAAGACUUUUAGUUUUACAGAAAGCCUCUUUUAAUUUAUUUUGGCAAAAAUAUGGUAUAAUGAUAUGCUUAAUUUUACAUACCUUUUUAUUGGCCCAGACAUUAAAUUUUAAUAAAAUGAAAACUAUAUGAAAUGUUUUCAUUGUUUAGAAAUAAAUUUUAUAAAUGUGGUUGUUUUUCCUCUUGUAUUCACUGUGAUAUAAUCCCUCACAAUUUUGCUUUAAUAAAACAAAAUUAGACUUUUUAGAAAACCCCAGCACGUAAAUCACAACUUACUUCCAUUAUUCUCUACCUCUAAACAAGAUACCAAAUGAACUAUGUCUUCGGCGAUAUUUGUUAAAGAGAAAUAUAUGUUAUUUAAGACUUCAUUAUAUGAAGACUGUUUCUACAUUUAAUAAUAAUAUUUUGUAAACAUUAUUUCAUUAUGUAAAUGACGACUUUGAACAAGAGCAGGCUGGUCCUGUUUCUCUUAAUUUAUUUAUCAUACAAUAAAGUGUUAUUUCAGUCAA